Molecule: messenger RNA, 1558 nt
Organism: Chelmon rostratus (copperband butterflyfish)
Lineage: Eukaryota; Metazoa; Chordata; Actinopteri; Chaetodontiformes; Chaetodontidae
Gene: tuba1c
Product: tubulin, alpha 1c
Exons: 4
Coding region: 114-1469 (451 amino acids)
Biological process (GO): mitotic cell cycle; microtubule cytoskeleton organization
Cellular component (GO): microtubule; cytoplasm
Molecular function (GO): GTP binding; structural constituent of cytoskeleton
Source: RefSeq, a predicted model, not a curated record
GCAUCGACCCCGUUGGGUACACCACGCGACGCAAACACACCGUUUAUAUAAAAAAGCCUUUUUUCGUCACAUAUUCUCCUUCUCUUCUCCCUCUUUGAACCUCAAACGAAGAAAUGCGUGAGUGUAUCUCCAUCCACGUCGGUCAGGCUGGUGUCCAGAUUGGCAAUGCCUGCUGGGAGCUUUACUGCCUGGAACAUGGGAUCCAGCCGGACGGACAGAUGCCCAGUGACAAGACUCUUGGAGGAGGAGACGAUUCCUUCAACACCUUCUUCAGUGAGACCGGAGCUGGAAAGCACGUCCCCAGAGCUGUUUUUGUGGACCUGGAGCCCACUGUCAUCGAUGAGGUGCGCACUGGGACCUACCGCCAGCUGUUCCACCCUGAGCAGCUGAUCACUGGGAAGGAGGAUGCUGCCAACAACUACGCCCGUGGACACUACACCAUCGGCAAAGAGAUCAUUGACCUGGUGCUGGACAGGAUCCGCAAACUGGCUGACCAGUGCACCGGCCUUCAGGGCUUCCUGGUUUUCCACAGCUUCGGAGGUGGCACCGGCUCUGGUUUCACCUCCCUGCUGAUGGAGCGUCUGUCUGUGGACUACGGCAAGAAGUCCAAGCUGGAGUUCUCCAUCUACCCAGCUCCACAGGUGUCCACCGCUGUGGUGGAGCCCUACAACUCCAUCCUGACCACCCACACCACCCUGGAGCACUCUGACUGUGCCUUCAUGGUGGACAACGAGGCCAUCUACGACAUCUGCCGUAGGAACCUCGACAUCGAGCGUCCCACUUACACCAACCUGAACAGGUUGAUCAGUCAGAUUGUGUCCUCCAUCACCGCUUCCCUUCGUUUUGAUGGUGCCCUCAAUGUUGAUCUGACAGAGUUCCAGACCAACUUGGUGCCAUAUCCCCGUAUCCACUUCCCUCUGGCCACCUAUGCCCCUGUCAUCUCUGCCGAGAAGGCUUACCAUGAGCAGCUCUCAGUGGCCGAGAUCACCAACGCCUGCUUCGAGCCAGCCAAUCAGAUGGUGAAAUGUGACCCUCGCCACGGCAAAUACAUGGCUUGUUGCCUGCUGUUCCGUGGUGAUGUGGUGCCCAAAGAUGUGAAUGCUGCCAUUGCCACCAUCAAGACCAAGCGCACCAUCCAGUUUGUGGACUGGUGCCCCACUGGUUUCAAGGUUGGCAUCAACUACCAGCCGCCCACUGUAGUUCCCGGUGGAGACCUGGCCAAGGUCCAGAGGGCCGUGUGCAUGCUGAGCAACACCACUGCUAUUGCAGAGGCCUGGGCUCGGCUUGACCACAAGUUUGAUCUGAUGUACGCUAAGCGUGCCUUUGUUCACUGGUAUGUGGGUGAGGGUAUGGAGGAGGGAGAGUUCUCCGAGGCCAGAGAGGACAUGGCAGCUCUGGAGAAGGAUUAUGAGGAGGUCGGAGUCGACUCCAUUGAGGGUGAGGGAGAGGAGGAAGGAGAGGAGUAUUAAAAGGGACAUAAAGGCUUUAGUUAAACAAGAAAUAAUUGAUUGCAAUGUGUUCCUGAAUGCAUUACAAACAGAAAUGUCUACCAAUUACC